AAAGAAAUUGUCUCUCUCUGAUAUAACUUGUUUGUUCCCAUAGGAAACGUUUCCUUCUCGCCAUCUGCGAUUCUGAAUCUUUCUUUUGGAGAAUCGGAAGUAACUCUCGCCGCGGUUGGUUAGCAGAGCGGUGAGGAUGUCGACUCCUGCGAGAAAGAGACUGAUGAGGGAUUUUAAGAGGUUGCAACAAGAUCCUCCUGCAGGAAUAAGUGGUGCUCCUCAAGAUAACAAUAUCAUGCUUUGGAAUGCAGUUAUAUUCGGGCCUGAUGAUACCCCAUGGGAUGGAGGUACGUUUAAAUUGACUCUUCAAUUUACAGAGGAUUAUCCCAAUAAGCCACCAACAGUUCGUUUUGUCUCUCGGAUGUUCCAUCCUAAUAUUUAUGCGGAUGGAAGCAUUUGUCUGGACAUCUUACAAAAUCAGUGGAGUCCAAUUUACGACGUAGCAGCAAUACUGACCUCUAUUCAGUCAUUGCUCUGUGAUCCAAAUCCAAAUUCUCCUGCAAAUUCAGAAGCUGCUCGAAUGUUCAGUGAGAACAAGCGCGACUAUAAUAGAAGAGUGCGAGCGAUUGUUGAGCAAAGUUGGACAGCUGAUUAGUCGUCUAUGGUCGGUUCUCAGAACUUCAAAAAUAGUCCUAUGUCAUGUUUAAAUAGCUUUAAGACAAAAAAUUGUAUUGCAAACUCCUUUGACUUGAUAAUGUUGCUUGUUUUAUGAGGAUGGAUUCUCUUAAUUGAAAUAUUUGGUCCACCCUCUACUGCAUUUCUGUAGGUUGGCCAAUAUUUACUUCCUUUCGAAAUACCACUACCUGAAUAAUUUUGAGACUUAUUA
Molecule: messenger RNA, 826 nt
Organism: Rubroshorea leprosula
Lineage: Eukaryota; Viridiplantae; Streptophyta; Magnoliopsida; Malvales; Dipterocarpaceae
Source: the annotation of a GenBank genome assembly